AUGUUCGUGAAGCGGAAUUAUGGGAAAAAUCACGGUCACGCAGGAAAUGGCGGACGGGGCAGUGGCGUCUCGGAAGGUAUACGAGGCAGCGGCGUCUCGGAAGGUGCACGAGGCAGCGGCGUCUCGGAAGGCAGAAGAACGUUCAGGUAUAAGUGUCACAGAUGCCGAAAAGUAGGCCACAAGGCCGCUGAAUGUCCAGACAAAGGUAAGACUGUUGCCAAUUCUUACAAAAGUGAAGCGAACUGUUCCGACAACGUGGGACUCGUUACCGCGGAAUGUUAUCAUGUUGAACAGAAUCACAAAAGACUGAAAUGGUGUCUAGACAGUGGCGCAACGUCUCACUUAUGUAAAGACAUUAGUUGUUUUUCUGACCUUGAACGUAGACAUGAUCAUUUGAAUUUAGCCAAAUAG
Acanthoscelides obtectus is the source of this 411-nucleotide messenger RNA. The record is from the annotation of a GenBank genome assembly. NCBI's taxonomy places the organism in Eukaryota, Metazoa, Arthropoda, Insecta, Coleoptera, Chrysomelidae.